Messenger RNA from Cylicocyclus nassatus, 1236 nucleotides. The record is from the annotation of a GenBank genome assembly. NCBI's taxonomy places the organism in Eukaryota, Metazoa, Nematoda, Chromadorea, Rhabditida, Strongylidae.
AGAAAUUAUUCGUAAUUCAUCUCCUUUCCCUAUAGCUGCCCAGGUUAGUGAUAGACAACAUCAAUGGAUACCACCACUAUUAUUGAUGAAGUAGUGAAGACGGCGAACAAGGGCCUUCUCUUCCACUCUGUUUCCAUCGAAAACUAUACUCUGGAGGAUUGUCAAAUUGCUUACCAUGCUACCACAAACUCACUUAUCCAGACGAUCCGAUUUGUGCACAUCUUCUUCUGCUUCAUCGGCGUCGUUGCCUCAGCACUGUUUAUUUUCGUGCUGCUCUCACGUUCUUCCCAAAAUCUUCAUGUGAAUCUGCGACUGUCUCUGGCCAGCCUGAGCUUGGCGGCUUGGAUCGCUUGCACCCAGUUACUUAUUAUCGCUGUCUACAGUUUGGUUCAAACGCUAACAGAAGAUAAUCCCUGUAAAACCCUGUACGAAGCGAAAUGGUGCGCAAUUGCAAGAUUUCCAGUGGUGCUGUCCAUUUAUGCCACAUUGAGCGGAAUUCUCAUACUAGCUGUGGAACGUACCAUUGCAACUUUGAAAUACAAGACGUACGAGGUCCAUGGGUCACGCUUAGUGGCUCUCAUCCUUAUUGGAGCUCAGUGGCUAAUCUCCAUACUGCUCGCGGUGCUCUCAGUGCUCGUUCGGGCCGAUCCAGGCUAUGUGCACUACUGUACCGUCUACGUCUCUCAUCCCAGAACUGCCGUGUUUUCGCUUUGUGUCAUGUCGAUAUUGGAGGUGGCUGCAUUGCUCUACUUCAUAAUUCUUCUUCAAUCAAACCAACGAAGACAAGUGAAUGAAUUCGUGAACAACGCCAUGCAUACAUUAACGGAACGCUAUCAACUGCAGGAAAAUGUCCGUAUUAUGAGGAUUCUGAUCCCUUCAGUCACAGUUCAUGCAGUUCUCACAAUGAUAGGCCUUGUAUCAUUGCUAGUAUUCGCCAUCGUGUACAGAACAGCCGAAGAGCGAAUGAUAGUCAGAUUUGCGCCCUUUUCGGAGUUGGUGGUAUUGGUUGUACCAAUAUAUGCCGUCGUCUUUCCUUUCGUAGCAAUACUUUGGAAUAAGCAAUUAUGGCAAGCAGCAAGAAGAGCCUUGCCAUGCUUCUUCAAUGAGCGAGCGGUGCCUCCAUCCGAAGUCCGCCUGAUACCAGACCACACCAUAAUUGUUUCACGACCAAGCAAACAAAUGGAGCGAGACUCAGAUACACACUUUGAUAUGCUGCAGGAGAUGUGGAAGAAGUAA